AUGGAGGAGCAGGAAUCGCGAUUGUUCGAAAGGGAAGUUCGUAAAGCUUGUUCGAUGCAAGAGCUUUUAGGAAUGGGCAUAGGAUUGUUUCAAGGAGCUACGAACUUUUUCUUGAACGGGAUAGUCUUAUCCGUCCUAUACGGUGGUUCAUCUCUUAUAAAAGAAGGAAAAAUGACCCCUGGAGAACUGAUGGCAUUCCUCGUCACCGCUCAAACGAUUCAGAGGUCACUAAGUCAGCUUUCGCUAGUGUUCGGUACUGCACUCAAAGGAUGGACAGCUGGAGCGCGAGCCUUCGAGUUCGUUAACCUGCAUCCGACCAUACGAAAUGACGACGGUGUUUGUAUUCCAUAUCACUCGCUUGUGGGGAGGCCAGAGCAUAAUGUCUUCGAAUGUUUGAACCUGACAAUACCAGCGGGUCAAGUAGUUGCAUUGUGCGGACCAAGCGGAGAAGGUAAGAGCACCAUCACUUCGUUAUUGGAGCGAUUCUAUGAACCGAACCGCAUGGUUAUUGGAUUGAUUUCACAAGAGCCUGUGCUAUUCGGUACUAGUAUUGAAGAAAACAUUCGCUACGGCAGGCCUUCAGCGACAGAUUUUGAGGUUCUGCAAGCGGCCAAGCUCGCAAAUGCUCACGAAUUCAUUUCCAACUUCCCCGAUGGAUACAAAACUGUCGUUGGAGAGCGAGGCGCACAGCUUUCUGGUGGCCAGAAACACAGAAUAGCGAUUGCUAGAGCUCUACUUAAAGACCCUCCGAUUUUGGUCCUUGAUGAAGCUACCAGUGCUCUGGAUACGGAAAGCGAGCGCCUAGUGCGCGAAGCCUUGGACCGAGCCAUGAGAGGUCGUACCGUCCUGGUGAUCGCUCACAGACUGAGCACCAUAAGAAAUGCUGAUCUGAUAUGUGUUAUCAAAGAUAGAACGGUACGAGAGCAGGGUACGCAUGAUGAGCUAGUCCAUAAACAGGGUUACUAUUACAAUCUGAUAAAAUCGCAAUUCAACGGUGAUGGAGCGUAA
This is a messenger RNA of Cooperia oncophora, 1008 nucleotides long. NCBI's taxonomy places the organism in Eukaryota, Metazoa, Nematoda, Chromadorea, Rhabditida, Trichostrongylidae. The record is from the annotation of a GenBank genome assembly.